This is a messenger RNA of Maudiozyma barnettii, 1101 nucleotides long. RefSeq lists its product as uncharacterized. The record is from RefSeq and is a predicted model, not a curated record. NCBI's taxonomy places the organism in Eukaryota, Fungi, Ascomycota, Saccharomycetes, Saccharomycetales, Saccharomycetaceae. The transcript has a single exon. The coding region runs from base 1 to 1101 and encodes 366 amino acids.
AUGAAUAUAGAUGGUAAUAUUAUCUAUAAAUGCCGUCAAGGUAAUUUCAUACAUUGCUUUUGCUCAAUUGGCAAACAUUUAAUAAUUGCCGAAUCACCUAUUGAUAUCCCAACUAACAUCGAACUUCAUUACGUCAGUGAAGCAACACCUGAUAAAUCAACUUUAAUAAGUGAUGAUAUACUGACUGCAAAAUAUAAGGAUGUUGCAUCCCGUACCCAGAUCAUUAAGAAUAUAUUCAUAGCUGGAUCUAAGUCUAUAUAUCUGAUAGUAAAUCUCUCUGAUGGUGUGCAAGUAUUUCCUUUCAUACGGAAAGAAAACGUUGUUACAAAUCAAAAUGAAGCGAUAGAAAAUGUCAAGUGGUUCUUACCCAAUGUACAUGAUACAGUUCAAAGUCUGACCAUAAUGACAGAGACCGAUGUGAGUAUUGAUUUUACUGUGGGGACCGUCUUAGGCCAUAUUUAUAGUGUUCGCUAUGAAAUUAUGAAUCAAUGUUUUCUAGUUCUCAAGGAUUUCCAAAAAUGGGAGAGUAUUACUCAAGAUUCUAUCAAUUGUGUCAAGAGUGACGGACACGAAUUAGUUAUUGCAUCAUUUGAUAAUUUUAUAUAUUCAAUUAUUGAUAAGAAAUGCGAAUCCCAACAUAUUAAUGUUGAUGUUUCCAAUAAACUCGAAAACUUCAAAGAGAACACAUUAGUUUAUGUAGACUUUUUGAAGGUCAAGAAGUAUUCUACAUCUUAUAUUCGGUAUUAUUUGGCAAAUGUUAAUAAUUUCGGAUGUAUUAUUUACCGAAGGAGUAUACGUGGACAAUGGGAAACUCUACAACUGUUACCCAGGGACCUUAAUCAAAAUGAAGAAGAGGUUACACCACUGAUUGACUGUAUCAUAGAAAAAGGAUCUAAUAAGGAUGAAGUCAUUUUACUUAGCGGAGGUGAACAUGGGAAAUUAUAUGUUUGGGCUUAUAAUUAUAAAGUCAACGAAAUAACUUCAACAAAAAUAUACAAUGUGCACGAAGCUGGUCUUGUGCACAACCUCAUAUUAACAGACCACUCUAAAAUAACUUACUUGACAAAUAAUGAGACGUCUAUUAAUAUAUUAUAUUUAUAG